GACCCCUUUAAGUUUUCGAUUAGCGGGAACUGAACAAUCCUUGGGAAAUUCGAAAAUGGCGUCCAGAGAUGAGGUUCGUCUUCUCUCUCUCGUUGAAUCCUCCGGCGACACCGACGCCGGAAAAGUCUUCUCCUUGUUCUCCGAGCACCUCCAAUCGUUCUCAGAUCUCUCAACCCCUCGUAAGCAAGACAGAACCCUAGCCGUACGAUCCCUUGCCAAGCAAUUUCUUCCUUUUCUCAACAAAUCCUUAUCUCUCUUACCCAAGCGCCUCUCCGUCGCGAAUCCCGACCGGGAAUCUCGUGAAUCCGCUGACGAUUUGUUCCGAACUUACGAGCUCUGUUUGGAUUGCUUGGAAUUGGUCUCCACCCAGUUGGCUUGCAAGCCUCACACCGUGCAACUGCAGAGGCUCAGGAUGAUUUACUGUUUAGAAACUUGGGGUUUGUACGAAAUUGCGUAUGCCCAUGGGUUUAGGGUUUUAGCGAAUCUUGGGGGAUCAAAUUCCAGCUCCAGGAAGCGCCGGUGCUUGCCGGAGGCGAAGGCUGAGCACGGAGGGACGGAGCUUGCGAUGGUCGUGGUGGAGGUUGUUGCGGCGAUCUUCAAGUGUGUAGCGAUGGGUCAGGAAGUGGACAGUGACCGGUACAGGACAGUCCUGCUGCUGCUCGAGGAGGUCAAACCCUGGUUCAGGAUUUUAGAUGCCAACGCGUAUGAGAAGUUGCACAGAGUGCUCGCCACAAAUCUGGGUAGAUGCACCAUUUCAUUAUUUAGAGAAGUAGAGCGUUUUGAUGAAAAUUUAGUGCAUUCUUUCUGUGGCUUAUCCAUAAAGGAGUAUUUUAAAUCGCCUUUGUUAAAGGAUCGAGCUUACAAGUUUUCCCGCGAAGUUCUGUCUUUUCUGUUCGCAGUGAAGGAGAGGAAAAUGUCACUUACAGUUGACAUUUCAGUGUCUUUGUUGCGAUCUGUAGCUUGUGAAUUUCAGGUUGAAACUGAUGAAAGUUGGGUUGAGCUUGUUGAUCUAAUCUCAUAUUGUGCUCAUAAGUUCCAAGGAGCAGAAUACUUGUGGCGUGCCAGAGUUUCAAAACACUUGAACGAGAUAGCGUCUGUUUUCUCUGAGGCUAUACCACACCUUAAUAUGAUUGUAAGACUUUAUUCAGCCGGGCUGUCCAUUGGUAUUUCUGAUUUCAAGCUCAGAGAAGGUGAUGUUAAAGAAACAACAGAUGAUUGGCAGAUUCGAGCUCUGCUUGAUGAUGAGGAUAGGUGGCAGAACUUAGUUUCUCUACUGGGCUUGAUAGAGAGUUGCAAUAGUAAAACAAAUGUUACCUGCACAAACAAUAGCAAGAAGACUUACGAGCUACCUUACGUAGACGCCUUGAAGUUCUUGUGCCUACCACUUGCAGAUUUGAUAAAUUCAAUGAAAAGGAAGAUAGUAUUGGAAACAGAAUUCGCCUGUCCGUCUGCCCAUCUAUCUGUUUUACAGGAAGUUUUUCUUCAUUGUUGCGAUGGUUGUCUUUUCCUUCAGAGGAGUAUGUCUGACAAGGGAGGCAGAGAUAAUGAACAUAACAAGACUAUGCUAAAUGUGGCUAUGGCUGCAUUCAUCCUGUCACUGAGAACUCAGCUUAAAGUGAAGAUCAGUGCCUGUCUAGUUGAGGAUGUAAUAUCCAGUCCAUGGAUUCGACCUCAGGAACUCAAGUAUCUUUUUGUUUCACUUUACAAUAUUGGUGUAGUGUUAUACAGAAAUAAGCAACUAAAAAAGGCUUGCAAGGUGCUCAAAUUGUGUUUUAGAGCAUCUUGGACUUGUGUCCAAAAAUUUUGUCAGAUGUUUGUAAAUCAAUCUAAUUCAUCUGAGGAUUGCCAGACAGAAGAAGCCAUUAUUGAUUUUGUCGGUGAAGCAUGUAACAGAUAUGCACUCUAUCUCGAUAUCCUCCAGCAAUGCAGCAGACAUAAAUUAAAAAAGAAAAUUGUGUUACUUCUAGAAAAUUGGUCUGCAGCUGGAGACCUGAUCACAGAGUUGCCAGGCCCUAUGGCAGUAGUGAGGCAUUGGGUCAAGAUGGAAUGUAGACGUCAUGAAAAUCUGGAUCCGGCUAAGUCUUGCACAACUCUGUACUCUUUGCUGUCAUCUUCACAGAAAUUUUCAAGGAGGACUAUGGGAAAAAUCCUAGAGCAGGAGCUUUUUGUUUACGAGGAGCUGUUCCCUUCAUCCUCAAAUCGUGGUCUGCAGAUGCAAAUGGAAACAGCAGAUAUUCUUUUGAAAGAUGUUUAUGUCACUGUAGAUAUGCACAUAGAAAGAGCACGGAUUUUAAUAUGGAAAGCAAGAAUGAAUAGAACCUCUGGAACUGAACGCUUAAGGGACUGCAUUCAAUGUUUGUCCGAGGCAAUAUCUAUAUUGGGUGAUGUAUAUUCCGAGCCAACUAACCGUGGUUCUACAUCUUGCCACCAAUUACCUGUUGCAUAUUGUUUAAGAGCAUUAUGUAUCCAGGAAACUGAACCAAACUCAAAGCAAGUCUUCCAAGAUAUUAGCGCUUCACUGAGUCUCUGGCUAAGUAUUCCCAACCCCGUUGAUAGAGACAACAGCAUGCUACCGGAAAACAUGAUUCCCCUACUGUAUAAUAUAAUCGAUUUGAUGUCAAUGAAGGGUUGCAGUGAGCUCCAUCAUCAACUAUAUCAGCUGAUCUUUAAAUUAUUUAAAUGGAAGAAUGUCAAAAUGGAGGUCUGUCUAGCAAUGCUAUGGGAGUUUAGAAGGCUCAACCAUGCAUUAUGUCCUUCUACGAUAAGUGAUGCCUUCAUCCUGAGCAUAUCAGAGUACUGUGGGGAAAAUUCUUUGUCUGUUGAGUUCUGGAUGGAUUGCCUGAAAGAAUCCAAAGCAAAAUCAAUCGGGUUCUUGCAGAACUUCCACUUUUUACAUUAUGAUUUCUUCAAUAUCUCCAACAAGUAUGCACGAAGAACCUUUCAACCGGACAUUACAAUAGAUGAUAUAAAAAACACCGCUUCGGAGCUCCUUUCAAGUGUUCCACCUCCUAGUCAUCCGGCUUUUGCAGCUGCAUAUCUAUAUUAUUAUCUCUGUGAAAGGCUCAUUAUGCACGGAAAGUUUUCUGAGGCUCUUUCAUAUGCAAAAGAAGCCCAUAGGAUACGGACUCUUAGUUUUCAAGAGACGUUUAAGUAUACAGCUGAGAAGCAGUCUGAAAAGCAUAACAACGCGGGAAGAACAACCGAGAUAAGGGUUUACGGGAUAAAAAGUUUAGAGGUGGUGAAAUCGAUAGCAACUGAUUUCUGGCCAUGUGGAAAUUUUCUUUGGGAUAUCAAUAGAAGCUACUUAAGUCCGUGGAAUGUGCUCCAGUGUUAUCUGGAAAGCACUCUUCAGGUUGGAGUUGUUAAUGAGCUAAUUGGGAACGGAGCAGAAGCAGAAACACUUCUAUCGUGGGGCAAAGCCAUUUCAUGCUCACAGAGUUUAUCGCCAUUUGUAGUGGCAUUUUCUUCUGCCUUAGGAAAUCUCUACCACAAAAAGCUAAGUUUGGAUUUAGCUGCAAAGGAACUCCAAAGUGCAAAAGAGUUGCUACUCAAUAAUCAGAGAGAUUUUUCUUGCCUCAAGUGCAGAUUGAUGUUAGAAGCUAAAUUGGAUCAGCAACUUGGAGACUUAACUCAAAGACAGUUUGACAGUGCAGCUAGUCUCUCUCAGAUAGACAGAUUAUCCCAUGCUGAAAGUCUGUUUAGCUCGGCCUUAAGCAAAAUCAGUUGCUCAGCAUGGAAAAGUAGCAGUAGUCGUCAUGCAGAAGCAAAUUUUGAUGAAGGAGAGAAUGGGAAUAACGUCGAGAAAAAUGUAGGAUAUCAGUCAAACAAAAUGGGACCCAGUAUAAAGAAGGCGCUAACAGCUAACAGAGACACCAGGAGGGGUCGAAGAGCUAAAAAUUCUGAAACUUGCUUGUCAAAGGACAAUAAUUUGAUAUCUAAGCCUAGUUCAAGGAUCACCCGUUCAAUGCGCCAGUCUCUGAAAGAACAAUGUCAAAGCUGUUCUGCUAGUAUGGAUGCAGAUGUUUCAAAAAAAUCUAGUUUUAGUGUUGAAUCUGUUUUGCCAAAUGGUGUUGAUGAAAGGGAGUCGAUCUUGGAUGCAAAAAGUACAACCCUUGGCAUUUGCAUUUGCAAUAAUGGAAAAUGUCUGCUGUGUUGCUCUGAAGAAGUAAUGGAGUUUGGCUCGCUGAAUUGGUUAACACGUUUGGAAUGGGAAUUCUGUUAUAGGAGGAUUGUGUCUACCACAUUAGUUAGCCUUGGAAAAUGCUUGGCAGACUCUGGAAAAGUUCAUCAAGCACAUGAAGCACUACUGCAGAGCAUCUUCGUUCUGUUUAACAGCAACCACUCUACCCUCAGUCCGCCUUCUAUAGGUCAAUUGCUAGAUUUUAUAGGGAAGGAACUUACAUUAGAUGUAUUUGCUGUUGAGCGUGCAUCAAUACUAUACAACACGUGCUGGUUGAGUCUACAGAAUUAUCACUUACGGGCGAGCGGGUCUACCUGCUGUGAACUUUCUCAUAUUCCAUUUCCAAACUUGGUGGUGUUGCUAAAGUUGGCUUUUGUACUCAGCAGAGAGGUUCCAAUACUUUUUCAAAAGGUUUCAAGUUUGCUUGCUGCUUUAUAUCUGCUAGCUGCUUCAAGUGCCGAGUUCUCACUCCAAUGUACGGAUGAGCUAUCUGCAAGUCAUUGGGUUUCAUAUUUUCAUCAAGCCUCACUUGGUACACAUAUCAGUUUCCAGUUCUUUUCAAAUGUGAGCAGAGGACACAUGCAGAGAUGCCAAUCAGAUAAAGAGUUCAUACAGGCUACUGGCUCAUGUUCUGUGGCUGCUGCUGAACUGGACUUACCCAGGCUUGCUCCUGAUCGUUCUCAAGAUCUUCUGCAGUUUGUAAAGAACUUCUUCAAUAAUCUUUCAAGCCCCGCAAUCAUCUGCAUUAGUUUGCUUGGAGGUGCUUUAAGUGGAUUGUUACGGGAGCUUAUGCAAAUUUCUUCACCUGUUUGUGCAUGGCUGCUCUUGUCGCGAUUAAAUUCAAAGAGUCAACCAGUAGCUGUACUUCUGCCAGUGGUUUCAGUUCUAGAAGACAUCUCAGAUGACAACACAAAUCCUCGCUCUAAUGAAGAAAUUGGAUUGAAGGAUUUGAAAAAGCAAUGGCUCUGCCCAUGGGGUUCCACUGUGGUUGAUGACGUAGCGCCAGCAUUCAAAUCAAUAUUGGAGGAGAAUUACUUUUCUUCUUCUCAGUUUCCGGCAGAAGACACAAAAGAGAAUAGAUGUUUAUGGUGGAAAAAGAGAAAGAAACUAGAUAAUCGUCUUGGUAAAUUCCUUAGGAAUCUAGAAGAUUCUUGGCUCGGUCCUUGGAGGCACAUGCUUCUGGGAGAAUUGUCUAACUGCAAAUUGCCAGACAUUAUGCAGAAAAAACUGCUGAAUGAUCUCAGGUCCAAAUGCAAAAUGGAAGUAAAUGAGAUGCUUCUUAAGGUUAUUCUUGGAGGUGGGACAGAAGACUUUAAAGGAGAAGCAUGCAUUGCUCAGCUUUGCUUAAAAAAUGGUUGCUAUGUAGGUCGAGGGGACUAUUUUGAUGAAGAAGAUAGCUGUACAACCCCUACAUCUGCAUCUAAUGUUUCUGAAAGCAGGCAUGGAUUGGCCUUACAACUGAUACAUGAAGCAGCAACCAAACUUGAGCUGCAUGAUGAGGGUCAAGAACAAAGAGAACCGAUUAUUCUUGUAUUGGAUCCUGAGGUUCAGAUGCUUCCUUGGGAGAACAUUCCAGUAUUAAGAAGACAGGAGGUAUACCGAAUGCCUUGUGUGGGCAGCAUAUCUGCAGUGCAAAAGAAACGCUGUCUCCAAGGAGAGUCGAUGACAUGUCAUCUUGCUCCCAUCCCUCUCAUUGAUCCGCUCGAUGCAUUUUAUUUGUUAAAUCCUGGUGGUGACCUCAGCGAUACACAAGUCGAGUUUGAGAGCUGGUUCAAAGAUCAAAACUUGGAGGGCAAAGCUGGAUCCGUACCAACUGCUCAAGAGCUGACUGAAGCUCUGAAAAACCAUGACCUCUUUUUAUACUUUGGUCAUGGAAGCGGAGCACAGUAUAUUUCGAGGCAUGAGAUUGAGAAUCUGGAAAACUGUGCAGCAACUUUCCUGAUGGGAUGCAGCAGCGGUUCAUUGUGGCUGAAAGGCUGCUACAUUCCACAAGGUAUUCCACUGUCGUAUCUACUAGCCAGUUCCCCGGCCAUCGUGGCCAACCUAUGGGACGUAACGGACAGAGACAUAGACCGGUUUGGGAAGGCCAUGUUGGAAGGAUGGUUGAAAGAGAGGUCGAGUUGUUCAGAGAAUUGCAGCAGCCACUGCUGCAACUCACUAGCCGAUGAACUAGCAGCCAUGGAUAUAAAAGGCAACACCAAGAAACCAUUGAUGAGGAAGAAGAAGCCAUCUUCACGGAAGAAGGCAACAAGUUUCGACGGAUCUCGGAAUUCCAUAUGCGAUCACAAGGGACGUACAAUAGGUUCGUUCAUGGCCGGAGCUAGAGAGGCAUGCAUGCUGCCAUUUCUAAUAGGAGCUGCUCCUGUUUGUUAUGGUGUUCCUACUGGGAUCNGCAGGAAGAAGGAUCUGAAGACUGAGUCUCGUCACUCAGGCAAGUGAUCUCAUCUCUUUCCUGUCUUGGUCCUUCGGGAAGGAGUUCCUCUCUUGUUUGGUUGCUUUCCACUUUUGAUGGUGUUUUGUUCAUCAACAUAAUUAAUAGGAAUUGUAGUUAAGAGAUCCUAAAAGAAUGAUACAUGAGAAGAAACAGAGUCACGUUUGUAA
Molecule: messenger RNA, 6781 nt
Organism: Tarenaya hassleriana
Lineage: Eukaryota; Viridiplantae; Streptophyta; Magnoliopsida; Brassicales; Cleomaceae
Product: separase
Exons: 28
Coding region: 56-6619 (2187 amino acids)
Biological process (GO): meiotic chromosome separation; proteolysis
Cellular component (GO): mitotic spindle; centrosome; cytoplasm
Molecular function (GO): cysteine-type endopeptidase activity
Source: RefSeq, a predicted model, not a curated record